CAUUUUCAAUUCCAUUUGCCGUCCAUUUCCAAAUCAAACCGACGGUCACGAUCACUCCAGCAACAAACCAAAUUCACUUGCCGUCCAUUUCGAAAACCAACCGACGGUCUCGAUCAAUCCAGUUCUUCUCCAGCUCCUCCACUCCUCCGCCUCUUCUCCGUCGUUACCCCAUUUUAAUGGCCUUCGCCAUUGCAUUCCCAUUUCUUUCUUUACUUUUUAUUGCCACUACCAUACGCCAUUCAACCACCACAUAAUUGAUCAUUCUUUUUCCCUUCAUUCACAAUAGCCAUUCUCUCUCUCUCUUUUCGCCCUUUUGUCUCUUUCUCUCUUGGAUGCGGUUUCUUUUUCCACUUCGAUCACUACGCUCGCCGUUUUCUCCAGGAUCGGGGGAGUUCUGUUGAUCUUCGCGUGUGGGUUCAUCAAUGCCAUUUUAGGGUUAGCGAUGUGACAAGAGAGAUUCAUUUCUUUGCGGUUUUGGAAAUGAACUUUUUCUCAUGUUUGUUGUAGUUCUUUUUUUGGGUGUUGUAUGAGUUUGCAAUGCAAUGGAAGUAAAUGUCCAUUUCAGAAUGCAAAUGUAAGAUGUAAAAUGUCUUUAUAGUUUGUUGACAAGGUGUUUGGGUAGUCUUGGACCCAAUGAUUUGCAUUUGAUUGUUUAUUGAGUGUUGCGGAAAUCGAUGUCUGCUGAAAAUGCCCAGUAUCAUAGCACCCGGAGCGAAGAAAACCACGACUCUGACGGUUGCAGUGAAAUGCCGUCCUCUAAGGGAGAGAGAGCGUGGCCGUGAUAUUGUCCGCGUGAUUGAAAGCAAGGAGGUGCUUAUACUUGAUCCUGACCUGUCGAAGGAUUACCUCGACCGCGUUCAGAACCGAACGAAGGAGAAGAAUUAUUGUUUUGAUCAUGCAUUUGGUCCAGAGAGCACUAAUCUGGAAGUCUACACGAAAAGUAUAUCUUCCAUAAUACCUGGAAUCGUUCAAGGUCUAAAUGUUACUGUUUUUGCCUAUGGGUCAACUGGAAGUGGUAAAACAUACACAAUGGUUGGGACCAAAGGUGAUCCUGGACUCAUGGUGCUCAGUUUGAAUACUGUAUUCGAUCUCAUAAAAAAAGACAAGCGGUCUGAUGAAUUUGAAGUUACUUGCUCUUAUCUAGAAGUAUACAAUGAAGUCAUCUACGAUUUGCUUGAAAAAUCAUCUGGUCAUUUAGAACUUAGAGAGGAUCCUGAGCAAGGAAUAAGUGUUGCGGGCCUUAGGUGUAUCAAGGUUCAUUCUGCGGAUAAAAUUCUUGAACUCUUGAACAUGGGUAAUAGUCGAAGAAAAACAGAGAGCACGGAGGUAAAUGCCACCUCUUCAAGAUCACAUGCAGUUUUGGAGAUCAGAGUGAAAAGAAAACGAAGAAACAAAUAUCCAAAUCAGGUCUUGCAAGGGAAACUUGCCCUUGUAGAUCUUGCUGGUAGUGAACGGGCUACUGAGACAAAUAAUGCUGGCCAAAAAUUGAGGGAUGGAGCUAACAUUAAUCGUUCACUCCUUGCUUUAGCCAACUGCAUAAACGCGUUAGGGAAACAACAGAAAAAAGGUCUCGCUUAUGUCCCAUACCGUAACAGUAAAUUAACACGAAUUUUGAAAGAUGGUUUAAGUGGAAAUUCUCAGACUGUGAUGAUUGCUACGAUAUCACCUGCAGACAUUCAUUAUCAUCACACUGUGAAUACAUUGAAAUAUGCUGACAGAGCAAAGGAAAUCAAGACACACGUCCAGAAAAACAUUGGAGCUGUAGACACCCAUGUAUCAGACUACCAACGGAUGAUUGAUAGUCUUCAGACUGAGGUUUGUCAAUUAAAAAAGGAACUAGCUGAAAAGGAAUCCCAGCUUAGUACUAAACCUGCUGAAAAGGCUGCAGACGAUGAGCUGUCUCAGUUGAAUAUUUUAAGUCAUGAAAUAAGUGAGAAUGUUCAGGAAAGAAUAAAUUUACAGAAGGCUAUGUCUGAGCUAGAGGAAACCAACCUUAAUAACCGUUCAGAACUCCAACGACUUGAUGAAAUUAUUGCAAGGCAUCAGGCUAUUCAAAUGGACGGAUCAACUGUAGAGGAGCUGGUUGCCCGACGUCUAGUAAUUUUAGAUAACAUUCGUGACAAUGAUGAAGCUGGAGUCAAUUAUCAGAAGGAAAUUGAAGCAAAUGAAAAGCAGCGAUGUCAACUUCAAGGAAUGAUUGAUGAAGCCGUUAGUAAAAAUGGGAAUAAAACUUACUUGCGGAUACUUAGUCAGUAUAGACUUCUGGGAAUGGCCAACUCUGAGCUCCAGUUAGAGAUGGCAAUGAGAGAUCAAGUCAUUCACAACCAAAGAGAAGCUCUGAAAAACUUAUGGAACUUGCUCAUGGGGCUGGGACUGGACGAGAAACAGAUAUUGCACCUUGCAGCCGAACAAGGUCUGACGAUUGAAGGCUGGCCAAUGACUUCUCUGGGGCUUUCUGAAAAUCAGUCAUCUAAUCUCUCUUCUUGUAGACCUACAUCAGUUUUCCCAUCUUCUGGAAUAGAGGAGGAAAAUCAAAACUUCUGCAACUCCUCAUGUCCUGACUUUUCACCACCUGCAUAUUCAAGGCUGAGGAAUGCUGAUGGGAAACCAAACAUGUGGUUUGGUUUACCUGGGAAGCAUUCUCAAGAUCUUUACAAGUCGUGUCUGGAUAUGAGAAGUCAUGCUUCUUUUGGUGGGAGCUGCAUAUCAACAUCAUCUGUAGUUGGCGAUUUAGCCAGCAGCAGAAGGAUUAUUAAGGCAACAUCUUUUACUAAGAAAUUUUAGUGGACGAGGGAAUCAUAUAGCAACAUCUAUUAUUAGAAAAUUAUCAAGCAACAAGAUUUAACGUAGGCUUCAUGAAUUGUGUUAUCGAAAGCAAUCACCUGGUGCUUUGCUCCAUUUUCUGCUAUUGGGUAAGGGUUCUAUUUAGUGUUGAUUCAAUGCCCCUGAUCGUAGAGGCUAGGCCUCCUGUUUUGUAGGACCAAGAUUGCUUAUGCCAUUACAUUUUGUAGAAAACCAAAUGUAAAUGUGCAGACUUGCAGCAUCUUGUGAUGAGGAGAUGUAUUUGUUAUUAGCUCGUAAAUUCUUUUUCCGCUUCCAUAGUUAAGAUAUGGGAGAAUGGUUUGGGGCAAUAUUAGCCAAAAAUCAGAUGUAACAUUGGUGCUAUUUUGCCUGUAUAUAUCUUUACUAUAUGAUGUAAAUACUGUUGGUGAAUUG
This is a messenger RNA of Cucurbita maxima (winter squash), 3216 nucleotides long. Its product is annotated as kinesin-like protein KIN-8B. The transcript has 17 exons. Gene Ontology annotation, biological process: microtubule-based movement. The record is from RefSeq and is a predicted model, not a curated record. Gene Ontology annotation, molecular function: microtubule motor activity; microtubule binding; ATP binding. NCBI's taxonomy places the organism in Eukaryota, Viridiplantae, Streptophyta, Magnoliopsida, Cucurbitales, Cucurbitaceae. Bases 688 to 2784 code for a protein of 698 amino acids.